AUCCCCUCCGGAUCUAUAUUGUUAUAUCCUUUCAAGAAACACUUUCAAACUCGACUCCCUCUUCGACUAUCGUUGCCUUAAAAAGGACGCCACAAGAUCCAUCCCUUGGGACGUAAAAUGAACGACUAAUAAAGACCACGUACAUCCUCGUUGCGUUCAUCGUCACCUGGAGGGGGAGCGUCCCCUUCCAUGAAUCAUGAAUAAUGCAGGUGGAAGUCGACAUGCACGAUUGCAGGAAAGGAAAGACUGGGUGAUUGUAGGCAUCCUGAAAAGAGGAUGGACACGUCAAAAGUAUGGAAAACAGGUGACGUCUCGUUAAAAAUCGAGCAGGCGGCCAGAAAGUAGAAGGUAACGUUUCCUUUGAUUGAUUCGCCAUGCGACGGCCCCAGGACAAAGACAUCUCGAUAAUUUGGACGAGUUUCCUGAUGAAAAUCGUGGGGUUGUGGUUGGCCGCCGAUCGAAACGAGCAACGAUGCAGAGAUUUCGCAUUGAUCUACACCGUUGGAACGCUGUUCAUCAGCGUGUGCAUCGCGUUCAGGGAUAUAUACCACUCUUGGGGAAAUUUUUCCGAUAGCGUGUUUAUCUGUUGCAACAUUUUAUACGUGGCGAUCGUGCUGUUGAAGAUCAGCGUGUUGUACACGCACAAAGUAGAGUUCUUUAAUUUGAUCACGUUCACGCAGAGGAACUUUUGGCGCUUUUACAACGACCCGCAAGAAGUAUUAAUCAUCGCUGGUUGCAAGAGAAUAUGCAACUUUUCCAUCGUCCUUAUCGUGUUCUGUGCCCAAGGCACUUGUGCCGGCUACAUGGUCACCCCUCUUAUAGAAAAUAUAGGGAAAAAUGAAUCUGACAGAGCAUUGCCGUUCAAUCUGUGGAUUGAUUUCCCCGUAGGAUUGUCGCCUUACUUUGAACUACUUUUCAUUAUACAAAUACUUUGCGUGUAUCACGUGGCCACCUGUUACAUUUGUUUCGACAAUCUGUUGUGCAUCGUGAAUCUUCACGUUGCCGGCCAAUUCCGCAUAUUGCAACACAGACUGAAGAAUUUGGUGGCGGAUGAAGGAAGGGGCGAUACACCGCGUUACGAGAACUGUUGCUACGAGAAGUUGAGGGAUUGCGUGGAGCAGCAUCAAACCCUCAUCGAGUAUUGCAAAAGAUUGGAGAAUAUAUUCACGGUGAUGGUGCUUGGCCAAGUAAUGUUCUUGCCGUGGUUAUAUGCCUCGUCGGAUUUCAAUUGUUUCUCGCGGAGACUCCAGCUUCGAAGAGAGCCAGUUUGGUGGUCAAUCUGGGCGGCACCUUCUUUCAACUGUUAAUCUUCACGUACAGUUGCGACAAUUUGAUACGACAAAGCGUGAACGUGGGCAACGCGGUAUUCUCAGGGCCUUGGGUGAAUCUGCCAAUGAAUAAAGCUGGCGCCCUCGUGCGGAAAAAUCUGAUAAUCGUCAUAAUGAGAUCGCAGAAAGUUUGUUGUUUGACAGCUGGCAAAUUUUUUCCCGUCUCUCUGGAAACUUCUACCGCGGUUCUCAGUACGGCAAUGUCGUAUUUUACUCUGUUAAAGCAAUCGAGCCUAGAUGCAGAAAAUAUAUAAUACAUAUAUAUUAUACGUUCGUAAUAACAGAAGAAUUUUGUACAAUUAUCAAUCUGCCUCUGUGUUUCUCUCUUUCUGGAUGAAAUGGCACAAGUAAAUCCAAAUAAUUGAAAUUAUUGAUGUACAUGUACUUAUGUAUUAACAACAAUUUAUAGAGAUAUUAUUUAUUGCAGAUUAGGUGGCCAUCAGGAUUCCCA
Messenger RNA from Apis florea (little honeybee), 1779 nucleotides. RefSeq lists its product as uncharacterized. Gene Ontology annotation, cellular component: plasma membrane. Gene Ontology annotation, molecular function: odorant binding; olfactory receptor activity. NCBI's taxonomy places the organism in Eukaryota, Metazoa, Arthropoda, Insecta, Hymenoptera, Apidae. The record is from RefSeq and is a predicted model, not a curated record. Gene Ontology annotation, biological process: detection of chemical stimulus involved in sensory perception of smell; sensory perception of smell.